GUUGUCAACAGUUGUCAAUUAUGUAAUUAUCAACCAAAAUAUGGGGUAUAAUUUGAAUGAAAAACAAUUACAUUCAUAAUUGAGUUUUUAAUUAGAAAAAUGAGUUUUUCUUCAAAACAAUACGAAGAUAGUGACCUGUUAAACUUUCAAUCGUCUAGCAACAAACAAAAACCAUUCGGUUUAUCAUUGACUGGCAAAAUAUUAGUGGGAAUCACAGGAGGAGUAGCCCUAGGUUUAACGGUAAUCUGUGCCCCAUUUGUAAGUCCGGCUUUGAGGAAAUACUGUUUACCGUACAUACCAGCCACCAAUGAGCAAGUAUCGAAUAUUUUCAAGGCCCUAAAAGGCUUCAGUAAGGGUUCUUUGCUGGAUUUAGGCUCAGGGGACGGUCGUAUUGUUAUAGAGGCAGCUAAAAAGGGCUUUGAAGCUCACGGUGUAGAAUUAAACCCUUGGCUAGUGUUAUAUUCCAAAAUAAAAGCAUUUAAAAGUGGAUUGAGUUCGAAGAAUUCAAAAUUUAUUAAAGCAGAUCUAUGGAAAUAUAAUAUUUCUAACUAUGAUGUUAUAGUUAUUUUUGGAGUGGAUCAAAUGAUGAAAGACUUAGAGAAAAAAUUCAACGAUGAGUGUAAACCUACUUGCAAUAUUUUAGCAUGUAGAUUUCCUUUACCGAACAUGACACCGAUAAAAACCGUAGGUUGUGGUAUAGAUACAGUGUGGCUAUAUCAAAUAAAACCCAGUUGAAACAGUUGAACCGUACUUUUUAUUGAAAUUUUUCGUGUAUCUUAUACAUCUGCGUGAAUUUUUCAAUGUAAUAAAUUGUAAGUCAUUGUAAGUCAAAUUAAAAAUAUACCUAACAAAUCAUAAUAAAAUUCCAAGGAAAAAGGAUUUAAAACAAAAUAAACUUUGAACAAUAUAUAGAAAACUACCCAUUAAUAAUA
Molecule: messenger RNA, 932 nt
Organism: Sitophilus oryzae (rice weevil)
Lineage: Eukaryota; Metazoa; Arthropoda; Insecta; Coleoptera; Curculionidae
Product: ATP synthase subunit C lysine N-methyltransferase
Exons: 4
Coding region: 100-735 (211 amino acids)
Biological process (GO): positive regulation of proton-transporting ATP synthase activity, rotational mechanism; regulation of mitochondrial ATP synthesis coupled proton transport; peptidyl-lysine trimethylation
Cellular component (GO): mitochondrion
Molecular function (GO): protein-lysine N-methyltransferase activity
Source: RefSeq, a predicted model, not a curated record